CCACCUUGAAUCACCAUCAUGCCCGUCACCGAACUUGCCCUCCUCCGUCUGCAGGCCGGCACAACGCGCGCCGACGCCGGGCUCACAGGCAAUCUGCGCAAGGCCAAGCAAACCAUGGAGGCCUUCACUGGCCACGCCUUCCACUUCUACACGCAGCUCGAAGACCCCGCUCUCGUCUACAUCAUCGGCGCCUGGGACUCGCCCGAGCAGCACCUGCACCACUUUAUCCCCACGCCCGCCAACCAGCAUCUGCUCACCCUCCUCCGCGAUCAGCUCACUGUUGACUGCAUGUUCCACGUCGCACUCGAGCCUUGCGACAUCCCACUCGAUGCCCCCGUUUUGGCUAUCGCCCGCCACUUUGUUGCCCGAGACAUGCGCCCCCACUUUGCUGACACGUUCGCCCAGGCUAAACGCCCCUUGGUCGACUUCACUCGCCCCAAGAACGUCGUUGGCGGGUGGCGCGUCGAGAAGGAGGCGGACUCCAAGGAGGAAUGGGUGCUUUUCACUGGCUGGGACGACGUCGACCAGCACAGCAAGUUUGCCGAAUCCGAUGGCUUCAAGGAGUACAGCAAGAUUCGCGGUUUCAUCACUGGCGCCGAGAUCAAACACGCCGUGCGCUGGGAUCUAUGAGCUUUGUAGAUAAUGCAUAGGUAUAUACCUAUACAGACAGUAACUGAAUCAAUGAUCAAAUGCUUGACCUCGUG
Aplosporella prunicola CBS 121167 is the source of this 704-nucleotide messenger RNA. RefSeq lists its product as uncharacterized. NCBI's taxonomy places the organism in Eukaryota, Fungi, Ascomycota, Dothideomycetes, Botryosphaeriales, Aplosporellaceae. The coding region runs from base 19 to 630 and encodes 203 amino acids. The record is from RefSeq and is a predicted model, not a curated record. The transcript has a single exon.